AUGGCGCUGGACGGCAACGCCUUGAUGGCCGCCAGGAGAAAGGCCGCCGCCGCCGCCGCAGCCACCCGGCAGGUCCGACCGCUACCCGCCUCGGCCCUCUUCCGGCCUCGAGGGAUGCGCUGCCUGUCAUCGUCAUCGUCGUCGUCGUCUUCGGCCUUUUCCGUACCGGCCCACCCGGGGUCCAGCCCCACUCCUAGCACUGCCACUGCCACCGCCGCUGUCGCUACUGCUACUGCGCGGCCGAGCCGGUAUCCGCUGCGGUUGUCGUCGCAGUUCGUGCCGACGUUGCGGGCCGAGUCGGUGGCUCCGGACGUCGACCUGGCCAGCCUUUCGCUCCUCCUUCGCGGCGGCUACAUCCGCCAGUCGUCCUCGGGCGUCUACACGCUCCUCCCAAAUGGCCUCCGCAUGGUAUCCAAGAUCGAGGCCGUCAUCCGCGACGAGAUGCUCGCCAUCGGCGCAUCCCACCUCGCCAUGCCCACCCUCCUCUCGUCGGCCCUCUGGAGAAAGACGGGCCGCUUCCAAAUCAUGGGCUCCGAGCUCUACAAGGUCAAGGACCGCAAGGACGCCGAGUUUGUCCUCGCACCCACCCACGAGGAGGAGGUCACCAGGCUCGUCGCAAACGAGGUCGAGAGCGAGGCCGCCCUGCCCGUCCGCGUGUUUCAGAUCACCCGCAAGCACCGCGACGAGCCGCGACCGCGCAUGGGCCUGCUGCGGACGCGCGAGUUCCUCAUGAAGGACCUGUACACGUUUGACGCCGACCUGGCCUCGGCCUCGGCGACGUACGAUGCGGUGCGGGGCGCCUACACGCGCAUCUUUGACCGCAUCUUUGGCGCGCGCGGCUGGAAGAGCGCAGAGGCCGACACGGGCGCCAUUGGCGGCAGCCGCUCCCACGAGUACCACAUCGAGGACGGCGCCGGCGAAGACACGCUCCUCUCGUGCCGCCGCUGCAGCUACGUGGCCAACUCGGAAAAGGCCGCCAGCCUGCCCUCGCCGGCGCGCAUGCCGUCGCUGGCGCACGAGGUCCGCGUGCUCCUCUUUGGCACCAGGGCCGUCGAGGCGCACUCGCAGGUCCUGGUCGCCAUGCUCGUCUCCGCCUCGCGCCAGCUCAACGAAGUCAAGCUCGCCAAGCACGUCGCCGCGCUACAGAAGCAGAGGGGCGAUGGCGGCGACGGCGGCGACCGGCUCGAGCUGCUCUACGACUCGCAGCGAGAGGCGACAGCGACGACCACGUGGGACUGGAAGGAGCGGCCCGAAGGUCCGCUUGUCCGGUUUGACAAGAUCGAGGUGCUGUCCGACUUUGAGUGCGUGGGCAUGGAGCCGGACCAGGUGCAAGAGGCGCUCGUCUCGAGCCUGCUCUCGUUUGCCUCUCCGGCGUCGUCGAGCAGCAACAACGACGAGGCCGGAUCGACAACAACUGCAGACCUCUCGGCCCUUUUCCCGCACCAGUUCCCACCAGCACAGCCGACGGCGCCACCGACGAUCAUGGUCGAUCUGCGCGUGGCCGAGGAGGGGGAUACGUGUCCGAGCUGCCGCCACCCGGACACGCUGCGGACGACGAAAGCCAUCGAGGUGGGGCACACGUUCCUGCUCGGCACCAAGUACUCGCAGGCGCUCCAGGUCGGCUUCACGCCCAAGUCGACGCCGCCCAACAACGACGCCGCCGGUGGGGGGGUGGAGUUGCUCAAGGACGGGAGACGACGGGCGUUCCAGAUGGGGUGUUACGGUAUCGGCGUCUCGCGCAUCUUCGGAGCGCUGGCGCAGCGCGCCAAGGCAUCUGGCAAGAGGACGCGAGCCGGGUUCGUAUGGCCCCGCUCGGUGUGUCCGUACACGGCGGCGGUGCUGAUAUCCGACAAGAAGGGAGGAAAGGAGGAAAUGGCGGUCCGGCUCUGUCGCGCCGUCAUCAGCCGGGCGAGGGAGUGGGAUGUCGAUGUCGAGGAGACGGUACGACGUCUUGUCGAUCCCGCAUCCUCCUCGUCGUCUGGUGAAGCAACGACGCAGGUCGACACCGCCUCGUCUUGGUCAUCCACAGCGGCAAGGUCGGAAGGGAGGUGGUCCGACGACGUCGAGGGAGCGGGUGGCGAUGCGGCAGAGGAGAUAGUGCUGGAUGAUCGGCCAUCGACGUUGGGCAGCAAGAUGGCGGAUGCGGAUCUGGUCGGAUACCGCGUUCGUAUCGUCGUGGGCCAACACUGGGUCCGGACGCGCCAGGUUGAGGUCCAACUCCUCCCGCGCGACUGCGACCACGACCUCGGCGAGGAAGAGGCAAAGGGAUGGACGACGUUCAAGGUCGACGAGGAGCGCUUUUUCCGUCUUCCCUAG
Messenger RNA from Pseudozyma flocculosa PF-1, 2316 nucleotides. RefSeq lists its product as uncharacterized. Gene Ontology annotation, cellular component: mitochondrion; cytoplasm. The record is from RefSeq and is a predicted model, not a curated record. The transcript has 3 exons. NCBI's taxonomy places the organism in Eukaryota, Fungi, Basidiomycota, Ustilaginomycetes, Ustilaginales, Ustilaginaceae. Gene Ontology annotation, biological process: prolyl-tRNA aminoacylation. Gene Ontology annotation, molecular function: proline-tRNA ligase activity; ATP binding. Bases 1 to 2316 code for a protein of 771 amino acids.